UCCACCGUUGGUGUCAUUCCCAACUUUGUUCAGAAAAGUAAGAGAAGAACACUCCUCAUCAACAAUGGAGAGCACUCUCUUCCUAUCGGCCAAUCGUCUCUUACCCUUACAUAAAAAUAGAACACUGGGUAGUCCUCAGAUCUCCUUUAGUGGUGGGAAUUUGGGAUUUAGCAGGAAUAAUUCUGAGAUAAGAAGAAUCCAUCUCGACCGCAAAGGAAUUGCAUUUGUUGCUUCAGCGCUUGGAAGUAGAAAUGCCAAGAGAGGAACUGUUGUUGUUCCCGACCCAGAUUACCGUAUUCCAGUUGUCCUGCUUGGUUUAGCUGGUGGUCUGGUAUACACAGACAAUUUGUUACCAGCAGCCCCUGCCGGUCUUCUUGGACUACUCUUACUGUUUCAGACAACAAGAGUGAGGUUUGUCUUUGACCAAGAAGCCCUGGAAGUAAAAGUUGGCAAUGAACUUGAGGAAUCGGGUGAAAAUGUUUUCGUGGGAGGGAAAAACCGAUGGAAGUAUUCAUCAUUUGUGAAUUGGGAGCUUUGGUGGCCGAAUUUCCCAAUCCUUGUCUACUUUAAGGAGGCUCAGACGAAGCCCGAGGGUCAAGUCCACUUCUUUCCUGUGAUAUUUAAUGGGAAGCAGCUUUAUGAUGCUAUGGUGGAGCGAUGCGGCCCUUCAAAGACCAGCGGCCCCAACUGAUCCUCAAGCUAAUUAGAUACAAUAUUUGAAAUAUCAUAAGGAAAUCCUUAAUUAAUUUCUGAAUUUUAGAAGUUCAACAUAUACCCUUCUUGUAAAUGUGAUCUUAUAUCAAUUCACCAUUGAAUGAAAUUUGUUGUGUUCUUCAUAU
Molecule: messenger RNA, 839 nt
Organism: Impatiens glandulifera
Lineage: Eukaryota; Viridiplantae; Streptophyta; Magnoliopsida; Ericales; Balsaminaceae
Exons: 8
Coding region: 65-691 (208 amino acids)
Source: RefSeq, a predicted model, not a curated record